Anisakis simplex (herring worm) is the source of this 720-nucleotide messenger RNA. The record is from the annotation of a GenBank genome assembly. Lineage: Eukaryota; Metazoa; Nematoda; Chromadorea; Rhabditida; Anisakidae.
AUGAGCGAAUUUAUCUUACAGCUCGAACCGGCUGAGAAAAUCGUCUUCUCGGGUAAGCUCGGCGAGGAAGCUGUCCCAACAGCGCUUAAAAUCACCAAUACCACAAAGGAUCGACAAGUAUGCAAAGUAAAAUGCACCUCGAACGAAAUGUUCCGAAUUAGACCUCCUGUUUUCGCCUUAAAAGCUGGCGAAGAAGGCACUGUUAAGUUGACUUUCAAUGCCGGUAAGACGGUGCCUGAAAAUGGAAAGCAUUAUUUUGUGGUGUAUUAUAUCAAAUCGGAUGAUGAAUCGAAAGCACCCAGAGCUUGUUGGGCAGAUCAUAAAGAAGGUCCGGAUGGAACGAAACGGCUUUACGUUGAUUUCAAAGACGAAGGAGAAGGUGGUGAAGGAGGUGAGAAAAAGGAAGGGGAAGGAGAAGGGGAGAAGAAGGAGGGAGAAGGAGAGAAGAAGGAAGGAGAAGGGGAGAAGAAGGAGGGAGAAGGAGAGAAGAAGGAAGGAGAAGGGGAGAAGAAGGAAGGAGAAGGAGAGAAGAAGGAAGGGGAGGGUGAAAAGAAGGAGGGUGAAGAAGAGAAGAAGGAGGGCGAAGGAGAAAAGAAGGAAGAAGAGAAAAAAGAGGAGGAAAAGGUGAGCACGCAACCAGUUUCAAACAUGAUCUUUCAGAAAGAAGACGGUCAAAAGGCCGAUGAGAAAAAGGAGGGCGAAGGCGAAAAGAAAGACUGA